Messenger RNA from Verruconis gallopava, 3101 nucleotides. RefSeq lists its product as uncharacterized. The transcript is spliced from 3 exons. The coding region runs from base 834 to 2756 and encodes 640 amino acids. NCBI's taxonomy places the organism in Eukaryota, Fungi, Ascomycota, Dothideomycetes, Venturiales, Sympoventuriaceae. The record is from RefSeq and is a predicted model, not a curated record.
AAAAAAAAAAAAGGCCAGGCCGCGCUGCGCAACUGGACAUGACAGCACAUGAGUUAACUGCAUAAGCAUCGAGUCAAUAAUGGGCUGCACAGCAGAGAAACCAGAUUGAACGAAUCAGGUUUGGGCCAAAGGCGAAGAUUGGCGGUUGUUAAACAGAAAUUGUCCAGUGACAGGUGCUAGUCCAACGCCCUCGUGGUUCGGACCAGGAUCAUCCAAAGCGCACUGCAGAACGAAUCGUCCUUGGUCAGCUGAAAAAGAACGUUCAGCGCGGCGCCACAAUUUCCCAAACAAUUAAAUAGAAACAGCCCUAUAUGGAUAACAGGCUUUCUAGUCUUGUCCCUCCCCCUCUUAUAGGGAGAAUGAUCCUCCCUUCCCCUGUGUGUAUCCCACCGUCUUCCGUCACUGCAGUCGAGGCCGUUGCAUAUUCCUCCACUACAGAGUCGAAACAGACUACAGUGGCCGAGCCUGCUUUGAGGCCCUUCAAGUCUGACGCGAGGAUUGGGUUCUCUGAGCAAGCUAAUGGCUGAGCAAGCCCAGCGGCAGCACUAGCUGAAAACCGGGACGUCGCAUGGCAGAUCCGCCUGAUAGGCACUACAUUAGACAAAUCUCAUUGCACCACCAGCGCGAGGCUAAAGCGUGUCUGCAAGAAAUAUAGGUCCAGACGGUCAACGGCCCCCCGUUUCGUUUCGCCGUGCUCACAUCUCUCGCUUGCUUUCUGCUUGCGAUUCUCCCUACCGUGGCUCUUCAUCAAAUCUCGGACUACAGCAUAUAACAUGGCACAAAGUUAAGUCCUGCCCGUGGCUGAAAGCAAGUGAACGAAUACGUUGUCAACCAUGGAGAGCACAACGUUGAUCACAUUCAUGCUACAACACCCUACCGCGAGGAAAGUGGAACUGUUUGGAUCAUGGGACAACUUCUCGGAGCCUUACAGCAUGGAGCUGGAUCGCCAGAGAGGACGGGACUUCUGGACCGGUUGCCACAGUUUCCGCAACAUCAUAUGCGACGGUGACGAGGACGGAAUUCAUGAGAAACGCUCUGGCGGCCUCAAGAUGGGCGGAACUUAUUGGUACUUCUACCGCAUCGACGACGACGAAGAGUUUCACGAUCCCACACAGGAGACGACCACAUCCUGUCCGCUUAUGCCUGGACAAGAAAUGAACGUGCUUGAGGUACCGCUCGACAUCGGACGCUUCGGAAGCCACAGCCGCUCGUCGUCAAUGGUGUCGUUGCUCAACAUCGUUAAGACCUUGAAUCCCCAGGAUCGCUAUGUCAAUCCGCAGCCAGUGGUCAAGCCACAACCAUCGACAUCGGUGGUGUCUGCCAAAGCCGCUCCGCCCGCGCGACAUUUACCUGCUGCAUCAGGCGCAGAUGCAGGACGAGCUGACAGCCCCAGAAGACGCUGGUCAGCAAGCGAGGCGAAUCCAGAAUCUCGGCGACAUCAAGCCCGAAGAUGUUUGCAAGGCUUUGCUAGGUCCGCGCCUACUUCGCCCGUUGAGCCCGCGUUCGCUCUUCUCAAAAAUCCCCCCGCGGUGCGGUGUGAAGAGCGCGAGGAGACGCUCGCUCGCAGACAAGGUGACUUUUGUUGUAGCGGAGCUGUUCGAAGCCAGCAGCUAGUCUUGGACACGGCCAAGCAUUUGGAGCUGAUUGAGGAUGAAAUCUCCUGGUUUACCGAUACCACAUCGGCCGUCGCGCAGUCGCCAUUCAAAACGAGCCCAGGUCUACAGUGGCCUCUUGUCGACUUGUCGUCCUCGUCAAAUUCGCUCUUAGCCCAGAAGCUGCCGGACCGGCAGAUGACUGCCGACCUGAUUGACAGCUUCCCAGCAGUGCCAAACUAUGGUCCUACUGCAUCUUACAUCGACUUCAGCAGACCGGAUCGAUCCUCGCACAGUCAAAAACAACAAAAACGCUCGACGACUCUCUCAUCCCAGCAAUCGACUUCAAGGGAAUGGAAAGGCGAGCCAUCCCUAUUUCGAAACUUGGUAGUGAGUCAAGAUGAAACAUGGACAGAUGACGGAGUUACAUCCUCAACAAGUAUGUCUGAAUGGUGCACCGACGGCACCUCACGUCGACAGCAGCAUGACUCUUCUUUUUCAUGUUGUCUUAACAGCGCAAAGUCAGCGCAGCUAGACGUGCUAGCCGGCAUAACCAUGAACAAUUUGGUGCCAUCCUCAGUGGCGCGGACGUUGGCAUCAAAUCACAAUUCCAUAAUCGAUGGAGCGGCAACGCCAUCUUUCUACCUUCUUCCCGAACCGCAGCCGUAUCGCAGCGAAGCUGACGAAAUGCACCUUGGCCUUCAGGCGCUAGCUGAUCAGUAUAUGCACGAUCGACGCUACUCGCCUUGGCGCUCCGAAGUCGACAUUCCUCACGCCGAAUCAGCUGAGGCCUCUCAAGGUGCGCAAUCCGACGUAGGAUCGCCCAUCUUCAGCUCCAUACACGGCGACGCAAGCGACACUUGCACCUCGCAUCGCGUGUCCGAGCUACGCGACUGGCCCUUGAAGGAGAAUGGGCUUGGUCAAUUCCACUUUGAGUUCGAGCAGCCUCAGCAGCCACUCGACCUCGAGCAGAGCUUUGAGCACCUCUCCAUACACACAGCAAACACGGAAAGCACUAACAGCACGGCACUGCCGUACCAACUACCCAACACAAACCCGUUCGCGCGGAGCAAGACUUCGCUGGAACCGCCGACGUCGCGAGAGCUCACGCAGGUUGAGCAGUUUCUCGAUGAAUUCGAGUAUCUCGGCGCUGCUUUACUUUGACAAAUUUCUUGUGCACUUUAUUUUCUUACUUGAUGUAUCUGUAUUCAUUGUGUUUUACUUAUGAUGGCAUGUCCGCGGGGGAAUCGGCGCCAUUGCUGGAUGCGCGCCUGCAUUUUUGAUAUGAGGUUAUGACUGAGCGCAUGGGAUGGUCUCGUGUAUGUGCGCAACAAGGACGGCGUAUGGGUUGGAAGGUGAGGACAGUUGCCUCUCGGCGCUUUCGCCAGUGAAACGGAGCAUAAAGCAAAGGACAACAUCACCCAAUGCAUAAAGGAUGCGUGGUGGUUGCAUAGGUGGCCAUUGGAAGAGAGGACAGACAGAUUAUCAAUGAUCAAAGAUACGUUUCUG